AUGGUGCUUUUUACAAUUCAUUUGGUAGCGACCUUCAUCACGGUGUCUGCCGCCAAGUGCAUUCCCAACAAAGCAGAUGUGAUUAUUGUUCAUUGUUACCCCAAAUCCAUUGUGGCCAAAAUUCCUGAAUGUCCGUACGGAUGGGAAAUAAACCAACUGGCGCUGGGAGGAAUUUGUUAUAACGGGAUUAUUGAGUCUGGAUAUUACCAAUUCACCAUCCCUGACCUAUCGCCCCGGAACAAGUCUUACUGUGGAACGCAGUCUGAUUUCAAAAACCCAAUCUAUCAUUUCUACAACUCAAUCGUCUCCAACGACAGCACCUUGAUUGUCAAGAACCAGCCGGUGAACUACUCCUUCACGUGCAAUUACCAGUCCAACUACCUGGUCAGCCACGCCGGCUUCGACCAAAGAGUAGCCACGGUUCACGUGAAGAACGGGAGUUCCGGAUCAUUUGAGAGUCAACUCUCACUCAAUUUCUACUCUAAUGCAAAGUUCUCGUCCCAGAAAGAAGCCCCCUUUGUGGUGGAAACAUCAGACAUCGGCUCGGACGUGUUUGCUGGAGUGGAGGCCAAAGGGAUUAGCAGCAGGUUCAAAGUGGUUUUGAAUUAUUGCUGGGCGACUCCUUCCCCGGAUUACGCCUAUCACAUUCAGUGGCAGCUCAUCAGUAAAGGGUGUUCGUCGGAUGACUCGAUCCUCGUCCAUGAAAACGGAAAAAACAGCAGAGCCACGUUCCAGUUCAACGCCUUCCGCUUCCAGAACGUCCCCAAGCUCUCCAAGGUCUGGCUGCAUUGUGAGACCUACAUCUGCGACAGCGAGAAGUUCUCCUGCCCGGUGACUUGUGGGAAGAGGAAGCAGCAGAACGAACAAACCGGCGGGGUUCUAGUGGCAGAAUUUGUCCUUCGAAGUUCUGCCUCGUUGCCUUACGGAAGCCUCCCAGCGUUUCUUCACCAGCUGAUCCUCAUCGCGGGAAGCUACUUUAUGAUUUUAGACGCUUGAAGUCGCUCCGGAUCGGGAGAGCCGCUCCAAAAGGAAGCCACCCAUUGGCCGAGGCCAGGAUCUCCAUUAUAAGGACAAACAAAUUCUCAGGAUCACCAAGACUCAGCCAAGACUCCUCACGGCUCCAAGGGCUCUGACUUUAGAAUAAAAAUUAGCUACUGAGCUGCAUUUAACAAUUAUGUGUUUCAAAUGCGUUACAAUUCUAGAGUUUUUUUAACCCAUAGUUUUUAUAAACCUUUAAUUUACUGGAAGAGUAACAAAGAAAUCCUUUACAUAUUAAGGACUUUAGAAGGGUGACUUGAACCUUUUGACCUGUAAUGAGGUUCGUUCACCCAUUGUAAUUAAAGAUGUUCUGUAUUGGGGGGGGUGUGUCAUGUGACCUAAAAGCCGGCAGAACAUACAGAAAGCCAUCACAGAGAAUAGAUUUUAACCGCCUUUCCAUCGCUAUUUUUUAAUUUAUUUCUGGGCCGCCAGGAAGAUUUUUUUACAUCAUUUCCUGAAUUUUAAAAUUUAACAUCUCCCCCUUCACUGUACGACGAUCCCCAAAUUAAAUAAUGGUAUCAACGAGAUAUUCCGUCUGCCCACCGAAUAAAACAUUUCUUUUU
This is a messenger RNA of Spea bombifrons (plains spadefoot toad), 1601 nucleotides long. RefSeq names its product tectorin beta (gene TECTB). NCBI's taxonomy places the organism in Eukaryota, Metazoa, Chordata, Amphibia, Anura, Pelobatidae. Bases 1 to 996 code for a protein of 331 amino acids. The record is from RefSeq and is a predicted model, not a curated record. The transcript has 10 exons. Gene Ontology annotation, cellular component: cell surface.